GAUAAUGGGUUGGAAAGAUGUUGCCAACAGUCUAAAAGAAAAAACUUUGAAUCAUAAAGAGCAAACAAGAGAGCCCUUUACUAUUUCAUUCACAAAGAAUUCUUCAGACGUGAAUACAGUAAUCCAAAAUCUCCUUAAAUGGCGUUCGGACUUAAAUCGAUUAGAUGAUUCUGAAAAUCAGAUAAAAAUUGACAAAAUAAAUCAUUUUUUAGAACUAAGGAAAUAUUAUAUCGAUUUAUUUUUGAUCGCAACUUCUGAACCGCCAAAUGAAUAUGCAAAAUUCGGAAUUAGAUACAAAAAAGAACGUCACAUUCCUCUCGGAAAAAACGUGAACCAAAAAUCAUUAAGAGAGUGGAUUGGUUACCAAGUUUGUACUUCACUUAGUAUUAGCCAAAAAACUGAAAAUAGAUAUUUUAAUUCGCUUGGUUUAAUUAGUGGCUUAUUAAACGAAUUCACCGUAGAAUCUCUGGUUCAAGCGAAUGCAACACUUGAAUUUUUUAUUAAACUGAAAUCAUCCAACCGAAUUCCAUUUUACCAAACCUGUAAAGGAGUAAAGAACAUUAAAUUCGGAUCUAUCUUUCAAAUGAAUUUAAAUGAAGUUGAGAAUGAAAGUGAUGAAGAAAGUGAUGAAGUUGAGAUAGGAAAUGAUGAAAGUGAUGAUGAUGGGA
This is a messenger RNA of Racocetra fulgida, 668 nucleotides long. NCBI's taxonomy places the organism in Eukaryota, Fungi, Glomeromycota, Glomeromycetes, Diversisporales, Gigasporaceae. The record is from the annotation of a GenBank genome assembly.